Molecule: messenger RNA, 1800 nt
Organism: Adineta steineri
Lineage: Eukaryota; Metazoa; Rotifera; Eurotatoria; Adinetida; Adinetidae
Source: the annotation of a GenBank genome assembly
AUGAUGAUGAUAAUACUUUCUCAACAAUAUAAUAUAACAAUUGACGGACAAUAUCUUGAAUGGCAAUCAACACAAAUCAAUGGUAGUGAACUUGAUGCUGUUCGUAGUUUGUGUCAAGCACUUUCAAAUUGGAAUAUUGUUGGUAUUGUCGGACCAGAAUUAUCAAGUCAAACACCCAUAAUUGCAGAAUAUGGUGAAAAAGUUGUUCCAUCGGAUAGUGCUGCUGCAAUAGCACUUAUUAAAUUAUUUCUUCGAUUUCAAUGGAAUUCAUGUAUCCUUAUUUAUCAAAAUGAUGCAUUUGGAAUCGAUGGUUCAAAUGCAAUAAAUAAUGCAUUUAAUAACAAUAAUUUAACAGUAGUAAAUCAAAUAAUGUUCAAUAUAGAUACACUUAAUUUUCAAAGUGAUUUAAAAACUUCUUUAAUGUCAAGUUCAACACGAAUUGUCAUUUUAUGGGCUUCGUCGAUUUAUACAAGUUUAAUUUUACAAAAUGCACUCGAUGCUGGUGUUGUUGGUCCACAAUUUAUGUGGAUUUUAAGUACAAGUAUUUCAUUAAAUUCUUUUAAUCAAUCAUUUUAUCCAAAUUUAACUGGAAUACUUACUAUAGAACAAUCUAUAGCCAGUGUUGCUAAUGCACCAAUGAAUAAUACAUUAUUAAAUGCAGCUUAUAAUAUUUGGCAAGAAUAUGAACCUGAAACAUUUCCUGGAUCAACUCAAAAUAAUUCUUUAUCAUUAAUUCAAAUUUAUUAUUUAUUACAAAAUUGUCGAUCGUCUUCAAAUGAUAUAAGUUUUGUACCAGUUUUAUCAUAUGUUGAUUAUACUGGUUGGCAACAAUAUCAAGGUGAUAGUGUAAUUAUUUGGCCAGGACAAUCUUUAUCAAUUCCUACUGGUAAUGCACAACUUAAAGGUAUAACAUUACGAAUUGGUGUUAUUCCAUCAGAUCCAUUUACAAUGGUUAAGAUUGUAACUGAUCAAUAUGGACAAAAUCAAACACAAUUAACUGGUUAUUGUAUAGAUUUAAUUUCUCUUUUACAAGCUAAUCUUGGGUUUAUUCCAAACAUUCAAUUAGCACCAUCAGGUGUAACUUAUGAUGGACUUAUGGGAAUGAUACCUAGUGUUUAUGAUAUUGUUGUUGCUGAUACAACAGUUACUCCAGCAAGAAGAGAAGUUGUUGAUUUUUCUCAAGGAUUCUUUUCUAAUGCAAUAAGUGUUUUGAUGCUAACUAAUCCUGCUGUUAAAAUUGAUCUUAUGGCAUUUCUAAAACCAUUUUCAACUAGUUUGUCGUUAUUAAUAUUAGGUAUUGUUUUAUUUUCUUCUAUGAUAAUUUGUUUACUCGAAAGACAAGAUAAUGAAGAAUUAAAAGAACAAUCAAUAAUAUCAUUAUGUGCAAUGAGUGUAUGGUAUACAUAUGGAACUCUUAUUGGAGGUUAUGCAGGUUUUGAUCUUCAAACCGGUCCUGGUCGUCUAUUAACUGCUGGUUUAUAUAUGUUAAGUAUAGUAUUAGUUGCAUCAUGUACAGCUAAUUUAGCAUCGGAUUUAACAAUACAAAAUUCUCAAUCUCUUAUAUCUGGACUUGAUUAUAUAAAAGCUGGAAAAAUUCCAUUUAAUCGUCUUGGCAUUCAAGUUGGUACAUCUAAUGAAGACUUUUAUUUAACAGAAAUUUCAAAUAAUCAAACAAAUUUUUAUCCAUUAUAUUCUAAACAACAAUUAUAUGAUAGUUUAUUAAAUGGUACAAUUGAUGCAGCUUUUAUUGGAAGUGGAACUGCACAAUAUAUAACUAGUAUAAUGUUUAUUGUAAUAUAA